Phycodurus eques (leafy seadragon) is the source of this 6794-nucleotide messenger RNA. RefSeq names its product MAX dimerization protein MGA-like (gene magl). Lineage: Eukaryota; Metazoa; Chordata; Actinopteri; Syngnathiformes; Syngnathidae. Gene Ontology annotation, biological process: regulation of transcription by RNA polymerase II; positive regulation of DNA-templated transcription; cell fate specification. The record is from RefSeq and is a predicted model, not a curated record. Gene Ontology annotation, cellular component: nucleus. Gene Ontology annotation, molecular function: RNA polymerase II cis-regulatory region sequence-specific DNA binding; DNA-binding transcription factor activity, RNA polymerase II-specific; protein dimerization activity. The transcript has 20 exons. The coding region runs from base 530 to 5821 and encodes 1763 amino acids.
GCGCGUGUACGUGUGUCGCCGAGUCCGAGCAGGUAGGUAACAACCGCGACGACGAACAAGUCUCGGGGAACCUUUUGUGGACAACUUGGCGGAGUUUUUGUUGUUUAUUUACGUCGGGACCGGACCGGGAGGCGGAAGAAAGAGAAACAAUCUCCCGCUUUCCUCACGCUGGCUAAGCGAGGAUCACGCGCUAUUGGUGGAGGAGAAGGACUGGGGGGUGAUACUGUGCAUGCGCCUUCUUGGCUCGUUGGCGUGCACGCGCACAGGGUCGAUCGAUGCAAAGGAGAGACCGAGCCCGUCUGGCCUGGCUUUGGCGUGGCUCCCUCCGGCCUCCAUUAUUUGCGACUUUGCCUCGACGAAGCAACAGUUUUAAGGAGUGUUUGCGACCCCUUUCUCUCUCCGACACUCCACCGGCCCACGUUGGCUGACACGGCCGCCACCGAGGCCACGAGGCGGGCCUGCCGGAGCGGAGAGGUGAGGCGUUUGAGGAAACUGCAACUUUCCCAACUUGGAUGAAGUGAAUCCAGUGAUGCCCGCUACACACUCCGAACCUGUAUGCACGGAGAACCAGCGUGAUGAGGAGGGGCUCACAGCUAACGCCCCCCCCUCAGGUCCCGUCACCGCUGUCCCUUCUGCCACGCCUCCUUCUCCCACCACCGCCGUCUCCAUGGCGAGUAACGACGACGGUGUGACGGCCCUACACUCCCCCGCUGAGGCCAGCCCGGCAAAGCCCGCCACGGCGUCGCCCACCGUCUCUGGGACGAGCCCGGCCGGCUCGCACAUCGCCUCUGCGUCGGACUCGGCGGCGUACGCCGUGAGCGUCACGAAAUUGGCGGUUGCGGAUUUCGUCCGCCCGCACCCGGACGACGAGCUCCCCAACACGCUGACGUGCAAAGGCGUGUGCGUGACGCUGGAGAACGGGCGCGUGUGGAAGCAGUUCCACAACUGCGUCACGGAGAUGAUCCUCACCAAACAGGGCCGCCGCAUGUUCCCGUACUGCCGCUACCGACUGGCCGGACUGGACCCGGACCGGCGCUACGGCCUGGUGCUCUCCGUCGUACCGUCGGACAAGUACAAGUACCGCUGGAACUCGCCCAAUUGGGAGGCGGUGGGCCCGGCAGAGCACCAGGCACAGGUUCCGGCGCGGGCUUUUCCUCACCACUACUCGUUGUGUCGCGGCUCAGACCUCAUGGGCGGCAUGAUGUCCUUCUACAAACUCAAAGUGACCAACAACCCCCAAGACCUAGAGGGCCACAUCGUCCUCACCUCCAUGCACCGCUACAUCCCCCAGCUCCACGUCAUCCCCCUUCCCGACGACAUCACACCGCCGCUGGUCAUGGGACCGGAGAGCUUGACGUUCACCUUCCCGCAGACAGAAUUCAUGGCGGUUACCACCUACCAGAAUUUUCUCAUCACCCAGCUGAAAAUCAACCACAAUCCUUUUGCCAAGGGCUUCAGGGAGGACCGGGCCAUACCCCGUUUGGGCGGCACCCUAGCAGAGAUGCUGCAGUUCGUUAUGGUUCCACCUGAGGAACAACAAGAAAGCAAAGCUCUAGAUCAAAGCCCUCCAAGCCCUUAUUCGGCUUCCCUCCCAACUGAGCAAGAGUCCAAACUGGUCCUGAAGCCCAUCACAUUCACCCCCACCGCAAACCACGAGCCAGUCACGCGGUGCAUGCGUGGCAGACAAGCCCUCAAAGAUCUCGUCGUCGUCCCGAAACGUCCGUUGAAGAUGGGUGACGACGACGAUGGCGGCGAGUCACGCAAAAAGCGACUGCACAUCGAGACGCCGAAAACAUCCUGCGUCGGUUCUGUACCUAUCUUGCGGCGGCGCAGCAACAGGAGGGGCCAGUGGACCAGAUUCGCGGGUGGAUGGAAAUCAGCAACCCCCUUGGUCGCAGCACGCGGCACAGCCGCAAUGAGCGUCACCGCGGUGGAUGAAGUCGAGGGCCUCACCUUUUUCUCAUUCGCCACCAGGGAAGCUCUGGAGAGUCAUAUCCGUUCCUCAGCAGCCAGUAAGACUGAACCGGUAUCGCCCAAUUCCUCCUUGACGACUCCCGCUUGGCCAACGGAAACUGAGUCCAUCCUAGAGACCAACGAGGAGAAGAUUGUUCGCCUUGAAGCCAUCUUACUGCAGGACCUCAAAGUGGCCAAGCACAGACAGGUGAUCCACCCUGUGCUGCAGGAGGUUGGCUUGAAGUUGAGUUCGCUGGACGUAAGCAUGCCCGUUGACCUGCGCUACCUGGGUGUUUGCCUGCCGCUGCCACCCCUCAACCUGCCAACACAGCACCAUGAAAGUGAGGGAUUGCCUUUCAUUUCCCGAACAGGAAAAACAAGUGACAUGACCAAAAUUAAGGGUUGGAAGAACAAGUUUGUUCAAAGCAAGCAGCCAAGCGAUGGCUCCCAGAAGAAUCUGUCAGCCUUCUGCAGCAACAUGCUGGACGAGUACCUGGAGAGCGAGGCCCAGCAGAUCAGCGAGCGCGCGGCUGCCUUCUCCGCCGGCCCCGAGGCCGCCGUGGCCUACCAGCUGCCCGCCAAGAGCGCCAGCUAUGUGAAGACGCUGGACAGUGCCCUCAAGCACCGCAAGAGCGCCGCCGCCGCCUUUAACAACAGGCCCUGUCCGCUCUCCUUUAAGCCGCUGCUCUAUGCCGCCUUGACAUCCCCGGCUCCACACCUGCCGGGAAAUGCGACCACGGCCGCUUGUAGUGCUUCUAGUCCACACAGACCGGCGCAGGCUUCCGGGCUCAAGACUGCCAUCAGAUCAUCCACCCCACCCAAAGUCCAGCAGAAACUGUUGGAGAUGGAGGACGAUGUCGUCAGCCAGGGUCGCUCCCGAACGCAUCUGACGUCAGCUAGAGUGUCUGCGUCUCUAGCUGUGAUGGUGACUGAAGAGACGCCACACCACCAGGCUCAGGAAUCCCCCCCGCAUCCGCCGAGGAAGGUGGCAGGACCAGAAUGCGACCAAGAGUUCUGCCGACUGGGCUGUGUGUGCGUCAGCCUCCGUUAUCCUAUCGUGCGCCCGCUCCACUGCCGGCGGCCUGAAUGCAUGUUCGACUGCGCCUGCUCCAACCAGGCAACGCAAGAUGGUGAGCAACAGGAUGAAGGGACUAGUGAGCACAAGCCCCGUUCCAGCUCGCAGUCCAAUAAACUGUGGAAUCGCAACAUUUUUGAUAUAGAUCCAGAUCCGGUGUUUCUCCCCAAAAGCCAAUGUGCCACCCAUGUAAAGUCGCACAAGUCAUAUGCAGCACCUCUCAGGAAACAGAUUAAAGAAGAGGACAAGGAUCCGGUGUACAAGUACCUGGAGAGCUUCAUGACGUGCGCGCGGGUGCGUGCGUUCAACAGCAAACCGCCGUCUCAGCACGCCCUCGAGCCCAAUUACGUUCCCACGCCAAGCAUUGACUACAGGGACCGGGAUCGACCCGCAGUAUCCAAAGAGAAGCUGGUUAAAAAACAAAUCGAGAUCCAGUCUGUAUGUCGCUGGGGGGAAGAUCGAGAGAGGGUUCUGGAGACGUUGUGUACACGCCUGAAUCAGGAUAAUAUGUCGGAGCCCUUCACCAUCGGACCAUAUUACAUCCGGCCUAUCACCAAGAUCUUUAUCCACAAGCCAAGCGGGUCCAACCUUACCUAUAGGGUACGCAUCAGUCGACCGGGAAAGGUCGGCGCUGGGGAGGAAGAGCUGGACCCGACAGAGGAGUACAUGCGGCGCUCCGGGGUCAAGCCCUUCCUGGGUGGUGUGUUGCCCGCCGGUCUGAUGGUGGCUAAAACCAAACCACUUAGCAACCAGGCUUGUGAACUCAUACAGGUGAAUGGCAAAACCUAUAACCAUGUUAACCUGUUGCUAGGCAGCAUGGGCUCACUGCACCCGGCCAACCGGCUGGCGGCGUACGCCACGGGCAGGCUGCAGCCUCGCGCUGACCUCGCUCGCAGGGUGGACCGCGCCGCCGUGUGCAAAGUCGACACCAAACCUACCAAUCAAAACUUGAAGGCUGCCAGCAGAUUGCUGCCCCUGGUGGUGUCGGCGAAGAACAGCACCGAUGUCAAGACUCAUCCGCUCUUUCAAUUGCUAAAGCAGCAGAGUGUGAACAAAGACACCAAAAGUUCAACGUUGGGGCAGCCUCGCCCUCUCGCCCCCAUCAACCUCUUCCAGCGGUUGGCGCGCUCGCCCGUCUCGCUCACAGUGUCGCCCUCGCUGAAGACGCCCAGCUUCUUGCGCCAGCACGGCACCUACGCCUUCAGAAUCUGCCCGCCUUCCAGUCUGAGCGAGAAGGAAACGAACCGGCCCAGCAUCACCCUGCCAGGGGGCUUUACCCUCAUUCAGAUACCCAAGCCGGAGACGCCGAAAGACUCCGAAAGUAAUGUACCUCAGGAGGUGACGUCGAACGGGAAUGUGCCGGCGGGCAUUAAUGGGACCGGGGCGAUGAAGGACGAGCACCUGAGUUGUUCUUCAGAAGAUUCUGACUCCAGCUCCCCUGACUGCAGCGCCGACCACGACAGUGACGUGGACUGCAUUGUGGACAUUGAGACCGUCGAGGAGGUCAAACAGGAAAUGGCCAUUGCGAAACUAAAGGAAUUUGCCCAAAAAGUAACACCCGUACUGUGCACGGGCAAACCGGGCGACUGCAGCACGAGGAAGCGCAAGAACCACUCUGUGAUCGAGAAGCAACGCCGCUUCGAGCACCGCGCGCUUUUUGACGAGCUGCAGAACGUCCUCGGCCAACAGGGCGGUUCCAGGCUACACCUUCUCUCACUGGUUGGUUUCAGGGCUUUGAAGGAAAUCCACUCGCUGAGGACCAUGUCCAACGAUUUGUUGGAGAGGAAGAAGAAGCUGGUCCAGAUCCAGGCGCUGCAUGUGAAGAAGUUGUCCAACCUGUCUGGGAAACCUGAGGAACUGAUCAAACGCUAUUUGAACGUCAUUUUCACUAGCUUAAAGGGCAAAGGUGGCUCCAAAGCAGAGUCUGGCUUGAUGUGUCUGUACCAGUCCAAUGGGGAACCUACCAAUGAUGCAACCAAACCCCUGCCACCAAAGCCAUCCCCGCCGGUCCUUCCACUCGCGCUGCCCCCGCUGCCCGUAAUACCAAAACGCCAGCCUGAAGCCCCGUCAGUUCCGCCUCCUGCGUCCCACAACCACGUCCAACAGAAGAAAUCGCCACCUCCUCUGAAUCCCCACCAUGCAGCACUCCCUGCGGCACCAACUCCACCCACCAAGGAGAUGGUGACCCAACCCGCACAACAAUUUGCCGUCCCUCUGGUUCGCUCCAAGACCGGCAGACUCAUCCUGCCAUCGUCGAUGAAACCUGCAGGCCAAGGGAUCUACACGCUCAUGCUCAUGAACCCCAAUCAGGACGCGGACGUUAACAUCCAGUCUGGCAACGCCAACUCGACCGUCCUCCAGGACCAAGCGUCACCUCCGGACGCAGCGAGGCCCGUAGACCAGGACAGACCCAGACGAAAGGGGGCCCCCGCCAACAGGCUCCAAGGUUUGCCGACGGCGGUCAUUGGGAAGCAGGUGUCACCCCGCCCCGGUUCGAGCCGACUCGUCGCACAUCGUCCGAGAGGAAGACCUCCAAAAGGGAAAGCAAAAUCAGACGAGGACCAACCGUUCACCCUGAAAAGGAACAGUAAGAGCCAGGCAAUCAGGCGCAGGCCAGGACGGCCCCGCAAAAGCCAGACCUUCAGAUACUCCUCGGGGGACGCCGGCAGUGGUGGGGCGUCGCGGCCUCGGACGCGAGGCUCUCUGGGUAAGGACUUCCCCAGCGCCAAGCGGCAGUCCUGGAUCGACAUGGAGAUGGAGAUGGAGAUGGACCCUGACUCGGACUCCGAAUAAGACAAAUGUGACGAUAACCCCAGGCCGUGUUGCUGUGAAACCACAGCAGAUGUGCUCGAGUGGUUAGGGUUAGGUCUUCAAAGUGGCAGGAACAUUUCUGGUAAAGUAACAUGGAAGGUUAAAAAAAAAAUACUUUAUUCCAAAUUGGAAUCUUGAGAAAUAUUGGGAAAUAACUGGGAAUUGAGGUUUCAUAUUCAAACGUAAAAGUCAACAUUUUAUUUUGUCAUAAGCUGACAUCCAUGCAAAAUGCAAAAUCUCCUUGCCCUCAUACGAGGGCAUUACAGUACUUCAAUUGCUCCCUUUUUAUUUUUUUCUUCUUUUACCUCCCCACAUCACUUGAGCGGUGGCGUAUUUUAAGAUUGCUCCUAUACCUCAAAUUUAGGCUCGCAACACAAAGCAAAAAUUUGACCAAGGAACUGCUUCUAUCUCAAAUUAAUGUUUUUGCAUGAACUUGUCAGGAUUAUGCUACAGUGGAAAUCUACAUUGUAAUUUCCCUCUGAAGAGCCAGCCUUCCGUUUGAUGAAUUUUCUUUUAUUCCUGCUGAUUCUGAUGGAAAGUUACCAACUUUGAGAUUUCACUGAAUCGUGUAACCCUUGUUUGUGUAAAUGAGGACCACUGUGAAUACUCUAUGCUGCUCCCUGGUCUCACUUAAUCAGGAUGUUUUGGUACCAAGACACCAGGGAGCAUUAGUUGACCUGCUGAAUGUAGCUUGAUUAAAAAAAAAGUGUGAUGGCUUCUACAACCUCUUAUGAAUUUUUUGUUCGUUUGUUGUUUUUCAUUUACGGGUCAAUUAAAAAAAAAAAACAUUUGUAAAUGUGAAUAACUGUAUUUUAACACUACUAAUAUGAGUUUUUUUAAUUGACCUUUUUUUUUUGUUCCUUUGGCCUGUCGAAAAAAAUGUUUGUUAGCAGCACUUUGUUUUUGAUAGGAAAGGAAUUGAAUCAGUUGACUACAAAAUGUUGGGCAAUAUAAA